Messenger RNA from Macrobrachium nipponense, 9804 nucleotides. RefSeq names its product protein O-linked-mannose beta-1,2-N-acetylglucosaminyltransferase 1-like. Bases 182 to 2038 code for a protein of 618 amino acids. The transcript has 14 exons. Gene Ontology annotation, molecular function: beta-1,3-galactosyl-O-glycosyl-glycoprotein beta-1,3-N-acetylglucosaminyltransferase activity. The record is from RefSeq and is a predicted model, not a curated record. Lineage: Eukaryota; Metazoa; Arthropoda; Malacostraca; Decapoda; Palaemonidae. Gene Ontology annotation, cellular component: Golgi membrane. Gene Ontology annotation, biological process: protein O-linked glycosylation via N-acetylgalactosamine.
GGCGCCCGAACCCGCGGGCGCCGCCCUUCAUUCCCCGCCGGUCGCAGGGGCGGAAGAGUGCGGGCGGCUGGGCGGGAGGUGUGGGGGCGGGGGUGGUUCGCACCUGGCAGGUCUCCACCACAGGCACCUGCCCCUUCUGCCCAGGGGCACUAGGCUCGCCAAACUCUUCCAGGGCGGCCUGAUGCUUGUGCUUGUGGCUACAAUUGCCAUCAACGUUUCCUUUAUCGUGGACAAGACUCGGCAGCUGAGAACUCCCAUCGCGACUAUUGAGAGUGACGGCAACGGCGGAGGUGCCGGGGUCGGACGAAGGAACAAUCUGCGCCUACAGGAAUCACCCCCUAAAACCCUCACUGUCGACGUCGUGUCUAGCCAGAGUCGAGUGUCCGUCACUGUAGAUGGCGCAACGAUCGUGGAAGAGAGCGACGAACGAAAGGGCCGUGGAAUUCACGUCCUCGUGCUCCACCAGGCGAGCGGGGCCGUCAUGGCUCAGAGGGUCUUUGAUACUUACUCUCCUCAUGAGGAUGAGGCAAUGACACUCUUCCUGAAUAUGGUUUCCCCAGGGAGAAUAUUGGUGCUAGCCAUCAAGGAUGAAGGUACAUUUCAAAUGAAGGGCGGAGGGCGUGAUGCCCUUCGACGACUGGGUAGCAGUCAUUCCCAUGAACUUGGAUGGCGCGAUAUGUGGGCUUUAGUUGCUGUCAAAGGAGGCAGAGUCUAUGGAGAGCAAUUGUCUCGGAGCCCUGACUUCAAUUCUUGGGGGACACCUAUCAUGUUGAGAGCAGAAGUGCCACUUGUUCCUCUUGAAGAGAGUGAGUGCACUUGGCCAGACACAGAAGAUCAUCGCCGCAGACGUGAAUUCUGCAGCCACAUCGAAGGAUAUGGUUCAGUGUGUUCAUGCACAGAUCCAGCUCCAUUGGCUUUCACUACAGAGCCUCUGCUGAACAAUCAAGUUCAUGAUGUACCAGUAGCCAUCAUUGCAAGCAACCGUCCACACUACCUGUACAGGUCACUACGUUCCUUGUUAGCUGCCCCAGGUGUUAAUCCAGAAAUGAUAACAGUUUUCAUUGAUGGUUAUUAUGAAGAACCUCUUGCUGUUACCAAGUUGUUUGGUUUAAGGGGCAUCCAACACACACCUCUAGGGGCUAGAAAUGCUCGCAUAGCACAACACUACAAAGCUUCCCUCACAGCUACGUUCAACAUUUUUCCUGCUGCCCGUUAUGCUAUUAUUUUAGAAGAAGACUUAGAUGUUUCGCCUGAUUUCUUCAGCUACUUUAGCCAAACUUUGAGGUUGUUAGAAGAGGAUCCAACUGUUUAUUGCAUUAGUGCUUGGAAUGACCAAGGCUACGAGCAUACCAGCACUGACCCUGCUCUACUCUACCGAGUAGAAACUAUGCCUGGGUUGGGGUGGAUUCUUAAACGUUCUUUAUACAAAGAGGAACUGGAAUCUAAGUGGCCAACUCCAGAGAAGAUGUGGGACUGGGAUAUGUGGAUGCGUUUAGCAGAAGUUCGCCGUGGAAGGGAAUGCAUUGUUCCAGAUGUUUCACGGACAUACCACUUCGGAUCCUCCGGACUCAACAUGAACUCCUAUUUUCAAGAUACUUAUUUCAAGAAACAUUCCUUUAACACUUUACCAUAUGUUGAGCUGCGAGAUUUGGAUAGCUUGAAGAAAGAUGCAUACGAAGAGCUAGUGAGUGAUAUGUUGCGUCGCGGGACGGUGUUAGAUCACUCUCGCAGUCCAUGUGAUGAAAACUUUGUACCCGACACAACAGGACAUAUUUACCUUCUCUUCAUUCAGAUGGAGCAUCACAAAGAUUACACAACAUGGCUACAGGUUGCAAAGUGUUUACGAAUUUGGGACCUUGAUGGUCGAGGUUACCACCAUGGUAUGUGGAGACUCCAUAUGAAAUCUAAUCCUCUCCUUAUAGUUGGUGUUCCAUUUUCACAAUAUUCAAGCUACAAGCCAGCAAAGUUGAAACCAUUGUAUAUGGAGAGAAAAGACAAGGAGAAAACUACAAAGGAGAAGAAUUUCAUUCAUAGAUAACAACUGGCUUUAUUGGUGCUGAAGAAAAUGUAUGCAGAGAAGAAAGAAAGUUACAUAGGGAAUAAAUUGCUUGAAAUAUUUAUGAAGAACUCUCAUACAGAGAGCUUUGUCCUUAAUUUAAAUGACGCAUGGUUAUUAUUAAGAAGUGUCUUGAUUUACUGAAGUGUAGAAAAUAACUGUAACAAUGAUAACUAUGAGUAAUUAUGUACAGAAUUAGCCAGAGCAAGGUAAAGUCAGUGUUUUCUGUGCGAGUGAUUUUAUCAAGGGAACAGAAUUGUUUCAUACACCUGAUGAUAAGUUGUAUUAUAUCUUAUUUUCAUGUGGCAUUCUUACUUCAUUUGCAUUAGAGUUCAAUAUUUUAUGUCUAAUUCAAUAAAGAGCAUUUUUUAUAUCUUGAUCAUUUACUUGUAGCUGGUUGUACAAAUUAAAUUGUAUAAUUAUACCUGGAGAAUCAAACUAUGAGCUGUAUCUGGGAUUACAGCAUAAAGUCAUUCCUGUUGUGUGAGAAAUGAUUAUUUUGCAUAGAAACUGACCAAAUAGUUUAUGUUUGUCUUUUUGUAGUAAACUUCAACCAGGCUUUUUAUAAACAGUUGAAACAUUAAAUGUUUCAUGUAGGAACUAUGUGAGAAUUGAAGGUGUUUUCGUUGACAGGAUUAAAUUGUGUGGACUUUCAUUAUCCACAAAGUACAGGAUGCAUAAAUUCAAUGUUGAGUUUUUAAUUAAUAGAAAUUUAGUUACCUACAAUUUAUUAAAAUUGCCAACUUUUAACUUGUGGAUGAAUUUAAAGAAAAAAAAUAGUGAUGUUCUAUUUUUGUUUUUAUGCAAGUGUAUGCAUCCUCAUAGGGUAGUAGUGUCAACAGCGGUUCAUCCUUGUGCACUGUGAGCAGGGUUUGAGGUUGUAUGCCAUGUUCCUUUUGUCCCUAGCUUGCUUUUCAUCACCUCAUUUUAGUCUCUUCUAAUGUAGCGGUCCAACUUUUGUAACAUAAUUUUGAUUUGAUUUUCACUUUUCAUAUUUAAUAACAAGUCUUUAUUACCAGCACUGUGAAAGUCAGGAAUGUGACUUAGUGGUUUGGUUAAAUGACUUGAGAGAAUGACAGUUAGGAUUGUACAUGAAUUCUGAAACUUCUUUUAUAUAUGAGGGCUUUUUUUUUCUCUUGAGAUUUCAUAGAGGUGUCAUUAAUGAAAUCGAUUUAAAAACAAAUAUAAAUAUUGAAACCUUGUACUGAGUUGCAAUAAUUUUAACUAGAUUAAAUUUAGUUUAAAGGACUCAUAGAUUUAAAAUUAAUUUCAUUUAAACAAAUAUAAUUUAAUAUUAUACCUUUAUAUGUGUUAUGGAAAAUGAAUAUUAAGUAAAAUUACUGUGCAAUUGAAAUCAAUACUCUAAUACCAGUUUGGAGUAAAUAGUUUAGAAUUGUGGUGCAGGUGUUCGUACCAUGUUGAAUUUUUGGUUUGCACUAGCGUAUUUGUUGAGUCCAGUCAGUUUAUGUUAUUUUAUUCGUUUCUCAUAGGAAUCAAGCGAUGUACCAUCAUUCUUUAAUUUCCGUGAAAGGUAUCUUGAAUUUUCUUUUUGUUGCUGUAGUAGUAUAUAUAAAUUUGGAUGAUGGGAGGCUACUGUAAAUGAAUCUGUUAGCGAGAAUAUCUCAAGCUUUUUUGGGCAGUAGGUGCUUUGCUGUCAUGGCAAAAAUAUUGGUUUUUGUAGAUUAGAUGAAGCUUCCUGUUGAGGAAUUAUAUAUGAAAAUAGUGUAUAUAGAGUUUGACUAGCAUAAAGUUAUAUUUUUUAUGGUCGAUGUAACUGUGUCUUGAAAAUGGUUGUUUUUGAGACUUAAGCUGUAAUUGGCUUUGUUAGGAGUUUCAUGGUUUAACUUAACUGAUGUAUAGUAUAUAUACAGUAUUUAUGUAUUUAAUUUUGUGUGGCUAAAAGCAAUAUAGAAACUUGUCUGCACUGGAAAUGUUUAACUUUCUGAAGAGGAAAAGUUGUAAAUAUUAAUUAGAUACAAAAGUUCUUUAAGUUAGCAUUUUUUCAAAUAUUUCUUUGUACAUUUUGUAAAAUUAAUGCCAAGUACUUGAUUUUUAUGUUUAGUGUUAUUACUUGUAUUUCAUUUUGUAAAGCAUGUUUUUUUCAGAGGUACAAUUUAUAGUCCACUACUGCUUGUCUUCAUAGACUAGCAUAUUAAAUAGAAUCACAAAAUAUAUUUUCUUAUAGGUUGCUAAGGGCUUUAAAAUGCUUAAAAAUUGUAUAUGAUCACAAAAAUCAUGUUUUUCAUCAAAGUUUUUCAGGAAUGAGAUCGGAAACUAGCAAACGAAGUGAGCUUUGAUUAAUGUGAGAGUACAUGGUCUUAUAAUACUUUGGUUGGAUAUACUACUGUAAAACAUCUGUUUAACUAUGAAUUGUAAUGGGACAACUUUAGCUGAUGUAAAGAGCUUAUCAUGAAGUUUAUGAUGGUUCUUAUUAUAGUACUGAAUUACUGCUUCCUUUUAAUAUUAAGUGAAAUGCUUUACAUAUAACUUACGAAGGUGCUACACAAACUUACGAAAGUAAUGCCUGUGAAAACUUUAUCUUUCUUAUUGUAGAUUUUGUAAUUUAUUUCUAUUUAGAAGUUGUAUUUAUGGAUUGUAGUGGAAAUAUUUGGUCCGGAAAAUGAUCAUGUGAAAUGAAUGUCGGUGUGUUUUGUAAAUUAGUUGUACAUAUUUAAUGAAAAAAAAAUAUGGUGGGUUAUCAUGAAUUAAAGUAAAAUGUAUAUUAAAAAAUGUUUGAAGAUUUGAUAAAUUUGAAAUACUGUAAAGUUAUAUGUAUGUCUCAGAAAUGGAAAUUUUACAUCUUCAAAAAUAUCUACAUGGAAAUUGAUAAAUGUACGUACUUAAGUUUAUUAGAGAAAUAACUGGUUCAUGCAAAACACUUUAUUGAAUAAUAUAGAUUUUAAGUUAGAGAAAAAUUUUUAAACUAUAUUGAUAUACAAUUUUGUCAGAGAUUUCGGUCUGCAUUCUUCUAAUUAUGUAUUUCUCCAAAUAUUUUACUUUAUUUAAACACAAAGCAUAAAACUGGAUUGCCUUUAGUGAUAGCCAUUCAGUGUACAGCACCUGAAUAUCUGUCUUCUGAUACCUAGGAGUUGCCCUCUUAUCAUAUUCUUCUUGAAAGUGGACCAUGAUUGCAUUGAACAGGAUUAGAUUGUCAGGUUCUAAUAUCAUGAAAAAUGUUAAUCACAUGUUGAAGCUAUUGUCAGAGAUGGUUCCCAUUGGCAACCAUUACCUUUUUUAGAUAAAUGUAUUUACCAAAUUGAAAUUAAAAAGAAUUAUGCCAGUAUGGUUGAAGAGUUAUUCAGUGUUAAUAGAAAAAUGUGCUGCUUGCAAUUGGUGUCUUUUGUGUGGAUUCAGAGGACUGUCAUUUGAAUGUACAGUAUGUCUGUAUCAGAAAAACUGUAGCCUUAGUCUUAUGUUUUGGUUUGAGUAGGCAACCAUGUACAAGGUCAAGAGAAAAUUUAAGGCUAGUCUGUUAACCUAAACUUGUUAGAGUUCACUCUUGUUAAGGACCAAGACCCUUACAUUUUUCCCCUUCCCUCCUCCGUAUUUGCUUGUUGAUAUUUAACAAUUCCUCACUACUUUCUCUAUGACUGGCUUUUCUGCUUCAUGUCUCCUCUUGAGCUUUGGUCAUGUUUGCCUUUCAGAAUGCUGAAGACUAAGACUGACCCUCUCUCAGUCAAUAUAAGAUUCGUCUGGAGAAGAUAAACCUUUCAGUAGAGAUGGAGCUUUUUCAGAUCAUUGCCAUAGACCCAUGAACCAGAUAAAGCAACCAGCUGCUCUCUGGAUGGUAACUAAUGCACUGUUGACCACAAUUGGUGCUGUUUUUUUGACAGUUACUCCUGCAUUCGAUUAUUGUUUCUUUCAAUUCCUUGACACUUGUGGGCUAACAGAGGUGAUAAUGCAUCAUGUAAUAAAAGAGGACCAGCUCAUUGUCACCUCUCUUCCGUAAGACUUCCCACUUUUACAGACAGCUGUGAUGUUCUACCCUAGUCCAUUCUUGGUUGUGUUUCUGCACCAUUCCACCAGAUUUGCUGUGGUCAUACUAACUGCUACAGUCUGGUUGUUGCUAUGUGAGCUGAUCACAUUUUUGACAAGGAGACUGUUAUUCUUGUCACCAAGUAAAAUUCUGUAAGACGUGCUGUACACACAUAGUUAUUCUACUUCUUCUACGUUCCAAAGCAAAACAUACUAGUAUAUAAGGAGUCCUUUUUCCUCCUUAUACUUGUUUUUCACCGUUUAAAUAUCUUCUGUCCUCAAGUUUCACCAGUACUAGCUAUUUUGCUGUUGGUUUGCCUGUUUACUACCUGUGCUGGUGUUACCAACUGUUCUACGUGUGUGCAGCUGUCCUGAUUCCACCUGUCUACUGACUGCCAUUCAUCAAUCAUGCAGGUGGUCAUGGCUUUAGUGACAGUUCUCCUAGAGCCACACCAUAUCCUGACACUUUUGUUGGUGCUCACUAUCCUGCAAAUGGUUCUGUUGGUCAUUCUCUUUUAUUCCUCUAGUGUUUUAUUGCAUAUUUGGUGUUCCACAGUCAUACUAGCUUUUGUGUUGCUGUUAUUAAGUCUUUUUUCACAUCUUUUAUACAAACUGCCAUGUGCUGCCAUGUUACUGGUGUGCUACCAUUCUUUAAUUUAUCUACAAGCCAUUGUUACUGAUUUUCCUCUAUCCUCUAAACUUUCUUCUUGAAUAAUUUAUCAAGACUCCUGAAAAAGAGAAGAUCAUUCUCUUUUAGGAAAAAUCUUUAUUAACCCUGCUUGUGAUAAGUUAUGUCAUCCUUAGUUCUUUGAUUCCUGGCUGUAUAUUGCACUAAAUCUUAAGAGUUGUGGCACUACUUCAAUUCAUCCACAUCUGUAUAAGUCUCCAAACAGGUCUUGUCCUUAUUCAUAGCCAAAUCUUGUUACAUUUCCCCCCACCCCCAUUCGCCUUCUUCUUUGGUGAUCUUUUGUUCACUGAUGCAUCUUCAACAGUCCAUUUCAGGAUAACAGAUUUCAGGUUACACAUCGUAGCUAAUGUAGUAGUUUUGUGUCAGACUACACAAGGGCAGACCCUUUCAGUAAGGAUUACAAAGGGCAAGCCAUGUAAGACAAUGGUUUGUUAGAUACAAAAAAUAUGAAAUUAAAAAAUUAGUAUCAUACAUUCAGAUCAUUUCUGUACAUUAGAGAUCUCUCAUCCCCCUUUCCAGAUAGCUGUAGAUGGUUCACUUCUAGAGCAAAGCUUUGUAUUAGGAGAGUUUAACCAGACAGUUGAUUUAAAGGUCUUACCUCUCACAGGGCAUAACCAGACCACUGAGCUAAAAAUCUUAGCUCUCACAUGGCUAGCCUACAUACUAGGUGAGGUAGAUGAGAGAUGUAGGGAACUGACAGAAGGAAACUCUCAUUACAUAGGAAAACUUUUCCUUUCUAAUAUGUGUUUGCUACCCAUUUUGAACCAGAUUGUAAGACCAUCCAAGCAGGGGUUAUUAGGAACCAAAAGUGAGUUUGUAAUUUUAAAUUCCAUGGUUUUGGUGAGGAAACAUUUUGUAAAUUAAUUGCUAUUAGGAAAAUAAAACUUUAUAAUUCCUAUUUUUUGGAUAAAAAGACAUGCAUAAAUUUUAAAUUAAAAUAUUUGUAAAUGUUUUAAUACUGUAUUUUCUUAGCAUAUUUUCAGAAACAUCUUGGCGCAUAAUAAUUAUUACUUUGAGACUCAUGUAUUUGUGUUUGAAAGAUUAAGAAAUUGAGAAGUAUUCACUGCUUUGUGUUUCUUAUGUGUUUGUACAAAUUGUAAGAGAAUUAAUCAGGGGCCAAGAGUACUGGAAUAAUGGCAUUGAGUAUAAACUACAAGUGAGAUGGUUUCUAGUGAUAUUUUGUCUCUUUUCAAAAUAUUUUGCCUAUCCUGCCCAUCUUAAUUUUCCUUUGAAUGUAUAAGUAUGUUGCAUUCUGGCUUGUAUGUAGCGUUAAACUGAAAAUUGUCAAAUUUUUAUAUAAGAAAAUGGUUGAAAUAACAUGUCUUACCAGUUAUAUCCUUAUUUAGUGGGAAGACUUACAACCAGUUGUUAGAACCAGUUGUACAAAUUGGUUUACAGUACUGAGAAAUGAUAAAAAUAGUGUCCAAAUUAUUUGGUGCUACUUCAAACAACAUUUGUUGUGAUGUAAGUUGGUAUGUAAAAGCAAUUGCUUAAACAGAUCUGAUCAGUUUAUAUCAUUUAACCAUUUUCUCUAUGAUGGCAAGGCUGGAUAACUUUUACUUCAUUUAUUUACAUAUGUUUUUAUCUGAGGAAUGUAACAUGAAGAACAGUAAGUAGUAUAAGUGAAUUAAAAUAUUGUUUGUGUUCUCAAGUUUGAUGCAAAUUUGAUGGAAACACAAAAUACUGUUAUAUUUUCUGUUCAGUUGUGUAAAUUGAUUUCUACUCUCUUGUAUUUAUGACAUCUGUCCUCUUUGAUUGCAUGGACAAAUGCCACUGAAUUGCUAAUUGCAAUGUACUCUAAAUUUGUGCAGAACUUCUCUAGUGCUUUCAGUUAAAAAAAUUGACAGACCUCAAGAAUAUAGCAAAGCAUUCAAGCAUAUGUCACAUUGCACUGUGAAUUAUCAAAAUUUGUAAUUGAAAAACAUUUUAAACCCAAAUAUUCCUAUAGGUUACUUCAAUCAUCACUAAAGGCUGUCACUUACUCUAAUAUCUAUAUCAGUAUCUGCUGUGGGAUUAUAUAUGUGGAUGAAUGAAAUGCUGGAAUUUAUUUUUUUCUUUACCUGUCACAUCUGAUGAUUUUGCAAUGGUGGUUGUGCCAAUGUUUUACAUGUAUUAAUUUAUUCUUUAGACACAUGGCAUAAACUUUCCUAGUAAUACAAUUUAGUGGAUAAGUCAUUUGGCAGUGCUUUGAGGCCUAAGUGUGUGUGUAUUACUUUUAGCAAGUUGUGCAUGUAUUCAUACUAUGUAUGUGUACUGUAUUGUAUAUAUUAUUUCUUUGUAUGUAAAAACUGUAAUGAGAUAUAUAUAUAUUUGAUUGUUGAACUAGGCAACUAGUAGCACUUUACAUGAGACUAAUGGUGGAAAGUGUAUUUGAACCGCCCAAGUAUAAAUGUAGGUGUAAUUCUUAAGAUUUGGUCCACUGCAUCUGAUUGGUGCUGAGCUUCCACUGGAAUUGUAAUAUUUAAAUUAGUUAUACUGUACAUGUAUGUUGACUAUACACAGAGUUAAGUUAUUAACUCAAGUUAGUUAAUAACUAACUGUGAAAUUCAUCAUUCAUGCUAUGCAUUUUGUUUAUAUAUACAUAUAUCUCUCUCUUUCUCUCCAGAAAGGUUGUCUUCCGCACUUGACAGUUUGAGCCGUUUUAUCAUAGCUUGUGUACUUAAACACUCAGUCAGGUAUUUUCUCAAUAUGAAGUGGAUGUACAUGAAAUUAUUGAUAGUAAUUUUAACUUAAUAUCUUGAAAAAAAUUACCAUAGCUGUUUUGCAGUAAAAUUUAGAUACUUUAACUUUCAGUCUACCAAUUUGUCCGUUAAAAAAUUGCUGUAGUUUUAAAAGUCAUCAGAUUGGUGCCUUCUCAUUUUUUUUAGCUUACGAUUCUUGGUUUUCCAAAGUUGAAAAGCACUUUUAUGAAGAGGGAAAGAGAAAGCCAGUGAUUAGUCAUCCAAUAGGCUUAUAUAUUUCAAAAGCUAAUUGCAUAGUCAAGUACUUGAAACCACAACACAGUGGAAAUGACAAUGUGCAUGUGAAUAUAUACAUAAAUAUAUACUGUAUUAGUAUAUAUGUAUGUAAAACUCCCUCUUGAUUA